Messenger RNA from Grammomys surdaster, 3237 nucleotides. It is a transcript of the gene Ankrd24, whose product is annotated as ankyrin repeat domain 24. Lineage: Eukaryota; Metazoa; Chordata; Mammalia; Rodentia; Muridae. Gene Ontology annotation, molecular function: actin binding. The transcript is spliced from 19 exons. The record is from RefSeq and is a predicted model, not a curated record. The coding region runs from base 1 to 2985 and encodes 994 amino acids.
AUGAAGACCCUCCGGGCACGGUUCAAGAAGACCGAGGGUCAAGACUGGGGCAAAAGUGACCAGCGCCUGCUCCAGGCAGUGGAGAGUAACGAUGCGGCCAGAGUGGCCUCGUUGAUCGCCCACAAGGGGCUGGUGCCAACAAAACUGGACCCCGAGGGCAAGUCUGCGUUCCACUUAGCGGCCAUGAGGGGUGCCGCGGGCUGUCUCGAAGUGAUGCUGGCUCAGGGUGCCGAUGUCAUGAGCACCGAUGGAGCAGGUUACAGUGCUCUUCACCUGGCAGCCAAGUACGGGCACCCAGAGUGCCUGAAGCAACUCCUGGAGGCUUCCUGCGUGGUAGACAUUGAGGACAGCAGUGGGUGGACAGCCCUUCAUCAUGCAGUGGCUGGUGGUUGUCUGUCCUGCUCAAAGCUGCUCUGUUCCUUUAAGGCACAUCUGAACCCUCGGGAUCGGUCGGGCGCCACGCCCCUCAUCAUAGCUGCUCAGAUGUGUCACACAGAUCUGUGCCGCCUCCUCCUACAGCAGGGGGCUGCCACAAAUGACCAGGACCUGCAAGGCAGGACAGCCUUGAUGCUGGCAUGUGAGGGGGGCAGCCCUGAGACCGUUGAAGUCCUCCUGCAGGGUGGAGCCCAGCUGGGUAUCACCGAUGCACUGGGCCAGGAUGCCGUUCACUAUGGAGCCCUGACUGGAGACAAACUCAUCUUGCAGCUUCUCCAGGAGUCUGUACAGCGCCCUUCACCUACCAGUGCCUCUCUAGAGGAUGACUCCGGAGAGGCCUCAUCUCAGAACUCAGUGUCCAGCCAUGAGAAGCAAGGAGCCCCCAAGAAGAGGAAGGCACCCCAGCCUCCAGCCAGCAUGCCAGUUCCUGACGACCGGGAUGCUUAUGAGGAGAUUGUACGCCUGAGACAAGAGAGAGGCCGACUCCUGCAGAAGAUCAGGGGCCUGGAACAGCACAAGGAACGGAGGAGGAAGGAGCCCCUGGAGGCGGAGGCCAGCUCAGUGCACAGCCUGGAGAGACAGGUGCAGGAGCUGCAACAGAUGCUGGCGGAGAAGCAGGAGGAAAAGGAGAGUCUGGGCCGGGAGGUGGAGAGCCUGCAGAGCCGCCUGUCCCUGCUGGAGAACGAGAGAGAAAACACAAGCUAUGAUGUGGCCACCCUGCAGGAUGAGGAGGGUGAGAUACCUGACUUCCCAGGAGCUGAUGCACUGCUGUCAAAGAACCAGAGUCCAUCAGCAGAGGAGAUGCUUGCUUCCCUACGGGAGCAGGUGGCUCAGCUCACCAGGCAGAACCAGGAGCUGCUGGAAAAGGUCCAGAUCCUUGAGGAGUUUGAAAAGGAUGAGGUGCAGAUGGCGGAAGAAAGUCAGCCCGAGGUCGUCCCCCUGGUCUUGUAUGAAUCCUUAAGGGCAGAACUUGAGCAGCUUCGGAGGCAGCACACAAAGGCCAUGCAUACUAUGCAGCAGCAGCAGCAGGGCGAGCCACCGAGGGCUCAUGGAGGAGAAGAGACAGCACACCAGGAAAUCAAGGACAAGAGAAUCGCUACCCAGAAUGGACUUAGUGUCCCAGACCUCAAUGGCGACACGUGUACAGAAACCCAAGCAAACGGAAUGGAACUCCAAGCAGGAGGCUCCAAGGGCGUCUGGAACACUGAAGCAGGGGCGUCAGAAGCAGGACCCAUGGAACCCGAGGCUGCAGGUUCAGAGGCCACGGGGAAAGAUGGAGUGGCAGCCGAGGCAGUGGACACUAGUGCUAUUAUGGCUGAGGCCCUAAAUGUGAAAGCUGUAGGCGACAAUGUUGAAAGUGAGCCAGUGGCUGUAGAAGAUACAGGAGGAGAAGAGAACCCGGGAGUGAAGGCUGGCGGGGUGGAUGUGUUGCAGGCAGGGCUCACAGGCACCGCGAUUAGAAACGAGGAGGCCACCAGAGUGCGGGAUACAGGAAUUCAGGCCACAGGAGUAGAGGCCACGGCAGUGAAGACCACUGGAGUGCAGGCCACAGUGGCGGAGGUCAUAGGGGUGAAGGUCACAGGAGUGCAGACCACAGCGACAGAAGCCGUAGGAGUCAAGGACACUACCACGGGGGCCGCGGGGGCGGAGGCGACGGGAGCGCAGGCCAAUUGCUGGCAGGCCACGGAGGCAGACAGCAGUGGGGCGCGGGACGCAGCUGUGGAGCCCACGGGAGCACAGGCCGCUGUGACAGACACUACGGAAGCCGGGGCCGGCGGCACGGAGGACCCCCGCGCGGCGGUCCUGCACCCGGGGGCGGCGGCGGCGGCGCUGCAGGCCGAGCUGGAGACCCGGAUCCGAGGCCUGGAGGAGGCGCUCCGCAGGAGGGAGCGGGAGGCUGCGGCCGAGCUAGAGGCGGCUCGCGGCCGUUUUGCGGAGGCGGAGGCAGAAGCGGAGGAGGCGGCGCGUGGGCGGAGCCGCCAGCUAGAGGCGCUGCGGGAACUGCUGGCCACGGCUACGGCCACGGGCGAGCGCGCACGCACGGAGGCCGCCGAGCUGCGCCAGCGGCUAGCUGCCUCCGAGGCUCGGGCCGCCGAACUCAGCUCUACCCUGGACACCGCCCGCGAGGAGCUGGAGCGCACGCGCGGGGCCUCGGUUCCUGCGGACGAGCACGAGCGCGCGCUGGGAGCCCUGCGCGACCAAGUGGCCCGGCUGCAGGCUCAGCUGGCCGAGCUGGCGCGCAGGCACGAGAAGACGAGCGCAGAAGUCUUCCAGAUCACAGACCUGUCCAAAGAAGUAUUUACACUGAAGGAGGCUCUGAAGGUGCAGCAGUCCACCCCAGCCAGCUCCAAGGAGGAGGAGGAGGCCCUGCGUGGCCAGGUGACAGCCUUGCAGCAGCAGAUACAGGAGGAGGCCAGGGAGCACGGCGCUGUGGUGGCUUUGUACCGCACCCAUCUCCUGUAUGCAAUUCAGGGACAGAUGGACGAGGACGUACAGUGCAUUCUCAGCCAGAUCCUGCAGAUGCAGCGGCUUCAGGCUCAGGGUCGCUGAGGACACAGCUCAGCUCUUCAGUCUCCGUCCUUCUCCUCUGCGAGCUGAAGCCACAGACACCACCUACCCCAGCUCCCAGGGGUGAACUGACUCAACACUCAGUGUGAGACCAGCCCGGGGCCUUAGCCAUGGUGGCCAGCUGACCACCCCACACUUCUAUAGUCUGGCUCUCUGAUUCCCCGCACUCCCCAUUUGAUGUAUUGGGAGUCCUGAUAUCCUACCACACUCAGGAGUACAAGCUCAUUUUCUGUG